Messenger RNA from Penaeus indicus, 2898 nucleotides. Its product is annotated as zinc finger protein OZF-like. NCBI's taxonomy places the organism in Eukaryota, Metazoa, Arthropoda, Malacostraca, Decapoda, Penaeidae. The coding region runs from base 123 to 1577 and encodes 484 amino acids. The record is from RefSeq and is a predicted model, not a curated record. The transcript has 3 exons.
CACACACACGUACACACACACGCACGCGCCGUUGUCAUAGGCGUUGAAGGAAGAGGAUUUUCCUUCCCUGAGGAAUAAACAAAAUCUGCGCCAAACUAGGAGAAGCCAAAAUAAGGGCGACCAUGAGUUUCCUCGCUGGCCCCAUGCCCCUGGCCUCCUCCCCCCCCCUGGCGGAAGAGGAGGCACUCGGCGGAGGAGGAAGGAAGGUAUUCAAGGAAGAGAGACUCGAUGAGGACACCGAGGAAGAGACAUGCCUGGAAAUUAAGGAAGGAGGAAGGAAGGUAUUCGGCGUCAAGGAAGAGAGACUCGACGAGGACACCGAGGAAGAGACGUGUCUGGAAUUUAAGGAGGAACCGCUCGACUUCGCAGAUGAUUUCGCGACAUCAGAGGACUUGGUGACAUCAGAGGACUUGGUGACAUCAAAGGACUCGCGCGGCUCGGUCGAGGGACGGAAUGCCUCGUUAGGAAGGCCGUUCGAGGAGGAGAAUUGUCUGGAUAAGAGGAUGUCCGAUGGGGGGGAGGAGAGUUGUCCGGAUAAGAGGACGUCCGAUGGGCAUCAGGCGGCGUAUGAGGAACCCCUUGCGGACGACCAACGAGGAACGGGAAACGCAGGCAAGCAAUCUGCGUGCGAGAUGUGCGGCAAGAAAUUCUCCCAAACGAGGUACCUCACCAUCCACAUGAGAGUCCAUACGAAGGAGAAGCCCUACACCUGCGAGGUCUGCCACAAAGGCUUUUCGCACAAGACCAACCUUCUAAAUCACACGAGAGUCCAUACGAAGGAGAAGCCCUACAGCUGUGCCAUAUGCAAUAAGGCCUUUUCAGUGAAGACCAAUCAGGUGAACCAUAUGAGAGUCCAUACCAAGGAGAGACCCUACAGCUGCGAGGUCUGCCAGAUGGCCUUCGCGUUGAAGAGUGUCCUGAUAAAGCACAUGAGAGUCCAUACGAAGGAGAAGCCCUACAGCUGCGAAGUCUGCCAUAAGGCCUUUUCGCACAGAACCAACCUCCUGAACCACACGAGAAUACACACAAAGGAGAGGCCCUACGGCUGUGACAUUUGCAGCAAGGCCUUCCCGUCCAAGAGCAAUUUAUCAAAGCACAUGAGAGUCCAUACGAAAGAGAAGCCCUACACCUGCGAGAUCUGCAAUAAGGCUUUCUCGCACAGAAAUAGUCUGGUCAACCACACGAGGGUACAUACAAAGGAGAAGCCGUACAGCUGCGAAGUCUGCAACAAGGCCUUUUCGUGGAAGAAUUACGUCGAGAAGCACAUGAGAGUACAUACCAAGGAGAAGCCCUUCACAUGUAAGCUCUGCGACAGGUCAUUUGCCUUCAAAAACCUUCUGGCAAAGCACACAAGAGUCCAUACCAAGGAGAAACCCUACAGCUGCGAAGUGUGCAAUAAGGCCUUCUCGUGGAAAAGCAAUCUAGCCUGUCAUAGGAGAGUACACACUAAAGAGAAGCCCUACUGCUGCGAGAUCUGCGACAAGAACUUCUCACACAAAGCUAGUCUGCUGAAGCACAUAAGCAUCCAUACAAAGGAGAAGCCACUUGGGAGAAAAGUCAACGAGUCAGGCACAUGAGAGCACAUACAAAAGAGAAGCAACACAGCUAUGAGAUUUGAAGUAAGGCCUUAUCACAUAGGUGUCUAUUGGCCAUUUGCAACAAGAACUCACAUAAAACUAGUCUAGUUAGCCAUGUUAGAGUAUUAUUACUAAUGUCAUUAUCAUUAUUGUUAUUGUUAUUAUCAUUAACAUUAUUAUUGCUGUUGUCUUUAUAUCCCUACUAUUAUUAUUAUUAAUUUUAUUAUAAUUAUUAUUCUUACUUUUGUUACUACUUUAAACCUCUUUCCAGAGGUAUUGAGAUAACAGGUAACUGAGCAGUGUAAACAAAAGCAAAAGACUCGACUCACGGGUUGAAACCAGCCGCCGACUCCGAUCGCUGAAGGUAAUGUUUUUUUUAGGUUAUCCGUACGGGGCAUUAUUGUUGUUGUUCGGGUACAUUGUCAAGGGAAUUCACUGUAGGACCUAUUUUAGUCCUUUGCGAAGUGAUAUUUCUCGGUAUAACUUUGGAGGAGGUUACGAGGGAGUGUAAAAGAAAAAGAAAAAACAUUUUUUAUAAGUACGGUGUAGAGAGUUAACUGCUCUGAUGCAGGUAAGUGUUAAGCCCGAUAGAUUCUCACCCAUAGUGAUUCGCGGUCACUUAAGGACGCGUGAUUUUAAGCGGGGGAGUUAUGUCAUUGGCCAGAAGCAGUGACACUCUAGUUAUGCUACACUCUAGAGAGAGAGAGAGAGAGAGAAAUAGAGAUAGACAUAGAGAGAGAGAGAGAGAGAGAGAGAGAGAGAGAGAAAUAGAUAGACAGAGAGAGAGAGAGACAGAGACAGAGAGAGAGAGAAAUAGAGAUAGACAUAGAGAGAGAGAGAGAUAGUGAUAGAGAGAAAGAGAGAGAGAGAAAUAGAUAGACAUAGAGAGAGAGAGAGAGAAAGAGAUAGAAAUAGAGAUAGACAUAGAGAUAGACAUAGAGAGAGAGAGAGAGAGAGAGAGAGAGAGAGAGAGAGAGAGAGAGAGAGAGACUCAUUCAUGAAACAUUAGAUAAAAUGUAACGCCUAGUUACUUGUUCUGAUAAAUGGGAAUCCCAGAGUUCGAUAGUAGCGAGGCUGUAGUCAUAGAAAUUGUGCUUUAUGUUAGGGGGUCCAAUACUCGUGGACGAUCUUGGUGCUUACUUUAUCUGGACAUAAGGGCCAAAAUACCAAAUCGCCUCCUCAAACCGUCGCCUCACCAACCGAACAACCAGUCCCUUUGUCUAAGUGACCUGGCUUCCCCGGGUCUACCCACCGUGGAGGCCGUUAAACUUGGUGGAUCGUUAAGGGAAGGUGAAUUAGUGUUAACUCCAGGAACUCAUUA